ACAAAAUUCAAAUCCCUACAAAAACCCUCCAAACAAAGACAAAAACUCAAUCUUGAAACCCAAGCUCAAAGCACUCUGCACCAUUGACCUACCUAGUUCUUUUAUCAGCAUUUUCAAACAAGCCCACAAACAAAACAGCUGCAUAACAUACACCAAGAGCCUUUGCAGCUUUCUUCAUGGCCUCAAGCAUCCAGAGCGUCCCUCUUUCAGGUAUUAGAGCACCUCUAACUUUGGAUGAUUCCGACUUUGAUUCUUCUUUUUCGUCGAAGAGUGGUAGCUAUUACAGUGAUAGCGAGCUUGAGAAUGUUGAGGGUGAUGAGGAUAUGUUAGAAGUUGGUGGUGGUGUUGAGGAAGAUGAGGGGAUUGUUGAAGAAACUGAAGUCGUGAGUGAGUUUGAGGUUUCUGGUGGUGCUGUGGUUGGAUUGAGUGGAGAAGUAGUUGAGAGUAGUAAGAGUAAGGAGCGAAGAUUUGUUCAAGAAAGUGGUGAUUUUGAUGAUUCAGGGUCGUUGUUGAGUGAGUCGAAUAAUGAUGAGCUAGUCGAAAAGUCGAAGAAUGGUGCGAAUUUGAGCAGUUUUAGGCCUAUUGUGGCUGUAGCAGAUGAGGGAGUUGAGGAGGUUGAGGAGGUUGGGGAGGUUGAGGUUACACCAGUUAUGGGACCUAGAGUUUUAUCAGCAAGGAAGCUGGCUGUUCCUGUUGCCAAGAUAUCCGGGGACAGUGAUGACGACUCUUAUGGCAGCGUGGUUUCGGAUGAAGAAGGUUCCUAUGCUGGCGUUGCAAGGGUUCCUGGCAUUGAAGUGCUGCAUAGGAUUGGCAGUGCACCGAUAGUUAGAAUAUUGGAGGAUGAUGAUGAAGGGAAUGAGAAUGAGUCACAAGGUGAGAAUGUUGUGGAUAUGGAGCUUGAUGGGAACGUGCUAGAUGAGAUGGAGCCCUCUCUGGUUAAAGAUAGUGAUGCCCUUGAUUUCAAUGAAGAAACUAUGGCUCACUCGUUGGAUGUGGACGAAGAGUUUAAUCCCACGGCCGAAUCAAGGCAUGAUGGAGAGCUUAUUCAUUUGGAUGAGGAUAUUAAAGAGGUUGAUAUUGUUGAAGAGAGGAAGGAGUGUUUGGAAUUGGUUGGUUCCAGAGAGGAUGCUGAUUUUGCUGAGAGCAUAGUUUUGCACGAUGUAUCUUGUGUUGCUUCGGUUGAAGAAGCUGCAGGAAGUAAUACUGGUUUAGAGGAUAAUUAUAUUAUCAAUCAGGAGAGUUUGGAAUUGGUUGGUUCUAAAGAGCUUGCUGAUUUUGCUGAAAGCAUAGUUUUGCACGAUGUAUCUUGUGUUACUUCGGUUGAAGAAGCUGCAGGAAGUAAUGUUGGUCCAGAAUUAGAGGAUAAUUAUAUCUUCAAUCAGGAUCAUGAGAGUGAGAAUGUGGAAGGAAUGAAGCAAGGGAUUCAGCAGACAGUUGAGUCCUCUUGCUUUGAUACUGACCAUGAAAUUAGCUCCCCUCAUUUUUGUGUUGACAUCAACGAAGAUGCUAGCUCGAUAUGUGCAGUUGCUGCAAGUCAGUCUGUCUUUGAUGGUUCAAAGUUAGAUGAAGAAGAAACUGGGAAAGAAGUUGAAGCCAGUGAAGUAUUGCCUAGUGACGUAGAAGAAUCAAGCUUUUACAUGGACAUUAGUAAAGCUGAA
Molecule: messenger RNA, 1658 nt
Organism: Salvia hispanica
Lineage: Eukaryota; Viridiplantae; Streptophyta; Magnoliopsida; Lamiales; Lamiaceae
Source: RefSeq, a predicted model, not a curated record